Archocentrus centrarchus (flier cichlid) is the source of this 3373-nucleotide messenger RNA. Its product is annotated as sodium/potassium-transporting ATPase subunit alpha-1. Gene Ontology annotation, biological process: intracellular potassium ion homeostasis; intracellular sodium ion homeostasis; sodium ion export across plasma membrane. Bases 164 to 3235 code for a protein of 1023 amino acids. Lineage: Eukaryota; Metazoa; Chordata; Actinopteri; Cichliformes; Cichlidae. Gene Ontology annotation, cellular component: plasma membrane. Gene Ontology annotation, molecular function: ATP hydrolysis activity; ATP binding; P-type sodium:potassium-exchanging transporter activity. The transcript has 23 exons. The record is from RefSeq and is a predicted model, not a curated record.
AUAAAGAUGUGUGAAUACAGUCUUUGUACCUUGUUUGCUCUGGGGAGGAGUGGAAGACAACUGGACUGAAAAGAGAGAGAGAGCGAGUGUGACAGAGAGAGAGGCGGAGUAGUUUCAGUUUUAAAAGCGACUGGAUUACUGCUAACUGACUGGUGCUGCAGUCAUGGGGCUUGGGAAAGGGAAAGAUGAGUACAAACUGGCAGCAACCUCAGAAGAUGGGGGAAAAAAAGGCAAGAAGGGGAAACAGAAGAAGGACAUGGACGAUCUGAAAAAAGAAGUCGACCUUGAUGAUCACAAGUUAACCUUGGAUGAACUUCACAGAAAAUAUGGAACUGACCUAACCAGGGGUCUUUCCUCCUCCAGAGCAAAAGAGAUCCUGGCUCGAGAUGGCCCCAACGCCCUCACUCCCCCUCCCACAACGCCUGAAUGGGUCAAGUUCUGCAAACAGCUGUUUGGUGGUUUCUCCAUGUUGCUGUGGAUUGGUGCCGUGCUCUGCUUCUUGGCUUAUGGUAUCCAGGCUGCUGCAGAAGAUGAACCGGCAAAUGAUAAUUUGUACCUAGGUAUUGUGCUUUCUGCUGUUGUCAUCAUCACUGGUUGCUUCUCCUACUACCAAGAGGCCAAGAGCUCCAAGAUCAUGGAGUCCUUCAAGAACCUGGUCCCACAGCAAGCCCUGGUUAUCCGUGAUGGUGAGAAGAAGAGCAUCAACGCUGAGGAAGUGGUGCUCGGAGAUUUAGUGGAGGUGAAAGGAGGAGACAGGAUCCCUGCUGAUCUGAGAAUCAUCUCUGCUCACGGCUGCAAGGUGGACAACUCCUCCCUGACUGGUGAGUCAGAGCCCCAGACUCGUUCUCCAGACUUCUCCAAUGAAAACCCUCUGGAAACCAGGAACAUUGCUUUCUUCUCCACCAACUGUGUUGAAGGUACAGCCAGAGGAAUCGUCAUCAACACCGGAGACCGCACCGUCAUGGGUCGUAUCGCCACCCUGGCUUCCAGUUUGGAAGGCGGCAAAACUCCCAUUGCCAUUGAGAUCGAGCAUUUUAUCCACAUCAUCACUGGAGUGGCCGUCUUCCUGGGUGUUUCUUUUUUCAUCCUCUCUCUCAUCCUCGGCUACGGCUGGCUGGAGGCUGUCAUCUUCCUGAUUGGUAUCAUUGUCGCCAAUGUGCCAGAAGGUCUCCUGGCUACCGUCACUGUGUGUCUGACCCUGACUGCUAAGCGUAUGGCCAAGAAGAACUGCCUGGUGAAGAACUUGGAAGCUGUCGAGACUCUGGGCUCCACCUCCACCAUCUGCUCAGACAAGACCGGCACCCUGACCCAGAACAGAAUGACCGUGGCCCACAUGUGGUUUGACAAUCAGAUCCACGAGGCCGACACCACUGAGAACCAGAGCGGUACCUCUUUUGACAGGAGCUCACCCACCUGGGCAGCUCUGUCUAGAAUCGCUGGACUCUGCAACCGUGCCGUCUUCCUGGCUGACCAGACCAACAUUCCCAUUCUGAAGAGAGAUGUCGCUGGUGAUGCCUCAGAAGCCGCCUUGCUGAAGUGCAUCGAGCUGUGCUGCGGAUCUGUUAGCAGCAUGAGAGAGAAAUACCCCAAGAUUGCUGAGAUCCCCUUCAAUUCCACAAACAAAUACCAGCUCUCCAUCCAUAAGAACACAACCCCCGGAGAAAGCAAACAUCUGCUGGUGAUGAAAGGAGCCCCAGAGAGGAUUUUGGACCGCUGCGCCACCAUUGUGAUCCAGGGCAAAGAGCAUCCUCUGGAUGAUGAGCUGAAGGAUGCUUUCCAGAAUGCCUAUGUUGAGUUGGGAGGUCUUGGAGAGAGAGUAUUGGGUUUCUGCCAAUUCCAUUUGCCUGAUGACCAGUUCCCAGAGGGCUUUGCUUUUGACACUGAUGAGGUGAACUUCCCCACUGAGAACUUGUGCUUCAUCGGCCUCAUGGCUAUGAUCGACCCUCCUCGUGCUGCUGUGCCCGAUGCUGUGGGUAAAUGCAGGAGUGCAGGAAUCAAGGUCAUCAUGGUCACAGGUGACCAUCCAAUUACAGCCAAGGCGAUUGCUAAAGGUGUGGGCAUCAUCUCUGAAGGCAACGAGACUGUUGAAGACAUUGCUGCCCGCCUGAAUGUUCCAGUUUCAGAGGUCAACCCCAGGGAUGCUAAGGCCUGCGUUGUCCACGGUGGUGACCUGAAAGACCUGACCUCAGAGGAGCUUGACGAUUUGCUGCAGCAUCACACAGAAAUUGUAUUUGCCAGGACCUCCCCUCAGCAGAAACUGAUCAUUGUGGAAGGAUGCCAGAGACAGGGCGCCAUUGUGGCCGUGACAGGUGACGGUGUGAACGACUCUCCAGCUCUGAAGAAAGCUGACAUUGGCGUCGCCAUGGGGAUCGCUGGUUCUGAUGUCUCCAAGCAGGCCGCCGACAUGAUCCUGCUGGACGAUAACUUUGCCUCCAUUGUAACUGGAGUGGAAGAAGGCCGGCUGAUCUUUGAUAACUUGAAGAAGUCCAUCGCCUACACUCUGACCAGUAACAUCCCCGAGAUCUCACCCUUCCUCCUCUUCAUCAUCGCCAACAUCCCUCUGCCCCUCGGAACCGUCACCAUCCUCUGUAUUGAUCUGGGAACUGACAUGGUCCCCGCCAUCUCCCUGGCUUACGAGAAAGCUGAGAGCGACAUCAUGAAGAGACAGCCUAGAAACCCGAAAACAGACAAGCUGGUGAAUGAGAGGCUCAUCAGUAUAGCCUACGGACAAAUUGGUAUGAUGCAGGCCACAGCUGGCUUCUUCACAUAUUUUGUCAUCUUGGCUGAAAAUGGUUUCCUCCCCAUGGACCUGCUGGGACUUAGAGUGCUCUGGGAUGAUAAAUAUGUAAAUGACCUGGAAGACAGCUACGGACAGCAGUGGACGUACGAGCGCAGAAAGAUCGUAGAGUUCAGCUGCCACACGGCGUUCUUCGCCAGCAUUGUGAUCGUCCAGUGGGCCGAUCUGAUCAUCUGUAAGACCAGGAGGAACUCCAUUGUGCAGCAAGGAAUGACGAACCGCAUCCUCAUCUUUGGGCUCUUUGAGGAGACGGCUCUUGCUGCCUUCCUGUCAUACUGCCCGGGCAUGGAUGUUGCCCUCAGAAUGUACCCCAUGAAGCCGUUAUGGUGGUUCUGUGCCUUCCCCUACUCCCUCCUCAUCUUCCUUUAUGACGAAGCCAGAAGAUAUAUCCUCAGACGCAACCCAGGAGGCUGGGUGGAGAAAGAGACGUACUACUGAGCCAGCGCAACACAGACACGAAGCAACCGUGCAUUUCAUCACUAUUUAAUGCCAUGUUACAUAUUUGUUUGAGAUGUUAGACCCAUGGUAACACCACAGAGCAUGGAUAGAUUUCCCAAUUAAAACAUUUCUACUGUC